This is a messenger RNA of Oncorhynchus gorbuscha (pink salmon), 3199 nucleotides long. Its product is annotated as single-stranded DNA-binding protein 2. Gene Ontology annotation, cellular component: nucleus. Gene Ontology annotation, biological process: positive regulation of transcription by RNA polymerase II. The record is from RefSeq and is a predicted model, not a curated record. The coding region runs from base 343 to 1419 and encodes 358 amino acids. Gene Ontology annotation, molecular function: single-stranded DNA binding; protein binding. Lineage: Eukaryota; Metazoa; Chordata; Actinopteri; Salmoniformes; Salmonidae. The transcript has 17 exons.
GGGUGCCUGAGUUUGUGCUUCUCUGUGUGUAAAUGUUCAUGUGUGUGAGCCAGGGAGAGCCAGGCAGCACCUUUCCAACACACACACAGCCAAGGCAGGCAGGAGGAGAGAGAAGCAAAGAGAGAGAGAGAGUGAGAGAGGCAGAGAAAGAGAUGGGGGUAUUUGGAAGGGCGUGGCUAGCCAACUGUCAGUCACUGGCGGUUAUCACAGAAAAUGGGCGUGCUCAAAUACCGGGACAGCCAAUGGUAAGCGACGCUGCUUGUGUCACCAUGGUGACGGGGCUGUACCCAGGGAGGUUGUGAUGGGUUGACAGGUGCGUGACAAUCGGAGCUCUCUGCAAGCAUGUACGCCAAAGGCAAGAGUAACAACGUGCCGUCCGACAGCCAAGCCAGAGAAAAGUUAGCUCUCUAUGUGUAUGAGUACCUGCUGCACGUAGGGGCACAGAAGUCAGCACAGACCUUCCUCUCAGAGAUCCGAUGGGAGAAGAACAUCACAUUAGGAGAGCCCCCAGGAUUCCUCCACUCUUGGUGGUGUGUGUUCUGGGACCUUUACUGCGCGGCCCCGGAGAGGAGAGAGACAUGUGAACAUUCUAGUGAGGCCAAGGCCUUCCAUGACUAUAGUGCAGCAGCAGCUCCCAGUCCCAUACUUGGAAACCUUCCCCCAGGAGAGGGAAUGCCAGUGGGACCCGUACCUCCAGGAUUCUUCCAGUCGUUCAUGUCGCCUCGUUACCCUGGUGGGCCCAGACCUCCUCUCAGAAUACCCAAUCAGGCAAUGGGGGUCCCUGGUAACCAGCCUAUGCUGCCCAGCGGAAUGGACCCCACGAGACAACAAGGGCAUCCAAAUAUGGGGGGGCCCAUGCAGCGAAUGACUCCCCCCAGAGGGAUGGUCUCUCUUGGGCCACAGAAUUACGGUGGAGGGAUGAGACCACCUCUCAAUGCACUGGUUGGUCCUGGGAUGCCUGGCAUGAACAUGGGCCCUGGUGGGGGUAGACCUUGGCCAAAUCCUCCAAAUGCCAACUCGAUCCCAUACUCCUCUGCGUCUCCAGGGAGUUAUGUGGGUCCACCAGGAGGAGGGGGGCCACCUGGUACUCCAAUAAUGCCCAGCCCAGCAGACUCAACUAACUCUGGUGACAACAUGUACACCCUGAUCAACACAGUCCCUCCUGGUGGAAACAGACCAAAUUUCCCAAUGGGUCCAGGUGCAGACGGUCCAAUGGGAGGGAUGGCAGGAAUGGAGCCACAUCACAUGAACGGGUCGCUAGGGUCUGGAGACAUGGACAGCCUCCCCAAGAACUCACCUGGUAACCUGAGUCUGAGUAACCAGCCGGGGACCCCCAGAGAAGAUGGAGAGAUGGGUGGCAACUUCCUCAACCCCUUUCAGAACGAGAGCUAUUCUCCAAACAUGACCAUGAGUGUGUGAAGGCUUCGCCAGCUGGUCAGUUAGUGGUGUGGAUUGGUGGAACGCACAGAGACAGGAUGUGAUGUCAUCUAAGCUCCCCGGCUCUUCCUCUCUGUGAUAUCUCUACCAGGACAGUGGACCCAAGCCUCAUUCUCCCCUUGGCCUCUUCUUCUUUUCUGUUUCCUCCCCAUUUUACAUUUGUGACCUGCUUUGUUCAUCAACACCUACCAUCAGAGACUGUAUAAAGAAACUGAAAUAAAACAUCUCUGAAUAUUUAGAAAUGUAUGUCACUGCACACUCUCAGUUGUGCUAAGUCUGUUAACACAGAAAUAUGUACCAUGCGCCACCAUCUUGUGGAAAAGAAACUGAAAACCCUCAAGUGUAAAGAAAUUCGAGAGGAUAGCGUUCUGGCCUGUCUCCCCACCUGCAGUUGUUAUGUCUUGAUUUGGAUGAAUUAUAUUGUCAACUUCAUUCUUAUUGGAUACACAACAACCUGGGAUAAAGGCUAUGUGGGACUGGAACUGGGCAACAGCUUCAGUGAUUUGAGAUCUUGGUCCCACAGUGAACAUUCACCAAGAGCUCUUAUUUUAUUUUCAGCUCCAUACACUUGGAUUUGAUGUGCUAUGUUGACUGCAAAGAGAGAGAGACAAUGGUGAAUUAGAUGAGACAUAAAUGCAGAUAUCAUUCUUGUAUCUAUGUCUUGACCAGGAACAUAAACACCUACAAAACAGAGAUUCACCAAUCUAACGAUUACACAUCUGACAUGGAGAGAACAGAGAGAAUUCCAGUGGUUGGUUUUCUGCCUUUUAAAAAAUGAUGCAACCUGUUAUGAUUGUUCAAUUAAUGCAAAACUGUAGAUUUUUUUAAAUACCUGCUUUGAGGAGAUAAGGGCAUGGAUAAAGCAAAACUUCCUUCAAGUGAACAGCAGCAAAACCGGGGCUCUACUUGUUGGCAGCCCCCACCAGGUCCAGCACUCACCAAAAACACACCUAACCAUAGCAGGACAGAACAUCCCUCUCUCCCCCUUAAUUUACAAUCUGGGUGUAAAGCUUGAUUCCUCCCAGACCUUUGACAGCCAGAUCAAACAACGUUGUAAAGCCAAGCGUCAUUCUAUCACCUCAAGAACAUUGCCAAACUCUCACCCUCACUCAGACUAACGCAGAGAAACUCAUCCAUGCCUUUAUCUCCUCAAUGCUGGACUACUGCAACACACUUCAUCGGGAUCCCUGGCAGGAGUCACCUGAAGCUCCAAUAUACCCAGAACAAUGCUGCCACGAUCCUGAUGAGAGUGCGGAAACACUAUCCCGUCACCCCCAUCCUGGCAUCUCUGCACUGGCUCCCCAUCUCAUUCCGGUUUGAAUAGAAAAACCCUCCUGCUUAUCUCAAAUAACUGCUCUCCCUCCAUAACUCCACCCGCAGGUCAAGCGAUAGCCUGCUCCUCCACGACCCCAGGACCAAGCUCCGCUCCAUGUGGAUCAGGCUUUCAGCUUGACCGCCCCAAGCCUCUGGAAUGCUCACCAUGACCACCUGAAGGCACCACAGACUCUGGGCUCCUUUAAAACGGGCCUAAAGACCUUUCUAUGUAGUAAGGCUUUCUGUUGAUAGCUGUGCUCCUUGGUGUCCUUGUCCCUUGUAGCGUUAUCUGGGUUAAUUGUGUCAGUUGCCCUGUCUUGUGUCAAUUUGUUUUUUUUAUUUUAUGCAUUUUGAGAUUAUUCUGUAUAAUGAAAAGCGCUUUACAAAUAUCAAAAAAUAUUUUGAUUGAUGAAAAAAGGAAGACAAAAACUGCAGCAAUGGUUGACAA